GUCUUGAUGUGCGCUUGAUAAGCGCGUUGAGGCUGCACUCACGGCGAGCAAGCUGUAUGUCCGUACUAACGCCGUGUGAUUAGGACCCCUCAACAACAGCAGCAGCAGAUGAAGAUGAUGCAGCAAAUGCAAGGCCAGCAGAUGGAACGACAAGGCUCGCAAAUGGACAUGGGCGGUCCUCGCGCAGGCUCACCCGGCUCCGGCGACGCCCCAUCCCCCAAACGCCAACGCCUCGACGGCCAAAUGCAGCAGAUGAACGCCAUGCGGCCAGGCCCGCCCGGUACCCAAAACCAGGUGGGUCUCCCUCAAACCCCCCAUCUCCCCACAGCCCAGCCCGACCCCAGCAUGUUUGCCCACACGCAGGAACUGCUGCGCUCGCGCGGCAUCGAUCCGGACUCGCUCGGGCCCGAGCAACUCCACCGUCUGGCGCUGCAGCCUACUAAUCACCAAGAGAAGGCCGUGGAAACGUACUCCUCCUCCCUCGCGCAGCAGAUGAAAACCGCUAUGCAUAAUUCUAACGUCACCGCGAAGGGUAUGAGCGCCAUGCCGCCCGGCCAGGGCCCGAAUCCGGCCACGCUCGCCGCCAAUAUGGUCGGGCAGGGCAGUCCGAUGAGUCAGCCGGGGGGCCUGGAUGGGGGCACGGGCGAGUUUUACGCCGCCGUGGCGAAUGGGAGGGGGAUGCCGGGGAUGCCGAAUAACGUUGUCGCGGCUGCUGCGGCGGCCGGGCAGGCGGGGGGCAAUCCGGGCAAUCAUGCGCUGCAGGAUUAUCAGAUGCAGCUGAUGUUGCUCGAGCAGCAGAAUAAGAAGCGGUUGCUCAUGGCGCGACAGGAGCAAGACAGCAUGACGCAUCCGGGUCCCAUGGGUCCGAACGGCCAAUUCCCGCAGGGACCGCCCGGAGGCAUGUCACCCGGUCGGCAAGGCGCCUCGUCACCCAGCGCAGGCGAUAUGGCACGCGGCACGCCGAAGAUGGGCGGUGGUAGGCCCGGAGACGAAGACUCGCCACAGCCGAUGAUGGAUCCCUCUCAAAUGACGGCGGCGAUGCGACAACAGUUGAUGCAAAAUGGUGGUUUGAACAUGAUGAGACCACCUCCUUCGUCCCACCCACAAACCGGACCGCCCGGCGCCGGCCUUUCCCAAGAGCAACUCGCGAUGAUGCAGCAGAUGCAGGCGCAGCAGCAGAGGGCUAAUGGGAUGAAUCAGUGGCAGCAGCAGCAGCAGCAACAACAGCAACCCGGGCAGCAGCAGAUGAUACCAGGACAACAGCAACCUCCUGGCGUUGGUCCACCGCAGCAGCAAGGUGGCGUGCCACCGAAUAUGACGCCGAGACCGAAUAAUAUGCCACCGCCUCCUGCUCCGCCGGCCGCGGGGACGCAGCCGAGUAGUCCCGCCGCACCGCAGCAACCUGCUGCGCCGCCGACGCCGAGUCAGGGGGUUAAGGCUAAGGUGGGGGGAAAGAAGGAGGCGGGGAAGAAGGUGCGCUCGAUGUAUUGCCCUAAUGGGUGCCAGUUUACUGACAUGAGAUCGCAUUGUAGGGCGCAGCGAAGAAGAACAACGCCGCGAACGCGGGCAACACGGCGACUCCGGCGACGACGUCGGAGUCGGAGUCACAACAACCGCCCACCCCCGUCCCCGCCACGCCCAUCACGCCACACGCGCCCAAUAACAACGCCCUGGCGUACAAUCAAAACAAAACCCUACCAAACGGUCAACCGACCUCCGCCCCCGCCCCUCCACCCGGCCAACCUCAACCCCCCAGCCAGCAACCCGGCCCGCAAGGUGGCGCGGGUGAAAUGAACCCCGCCCACCCCUUCGGCAGCCUCGUCGACCCCACCGCCGACUUCGGCAGCAUGAACAUGGAUUUCGGCGACUUGGGCGGGCCGGACGUGCUGGAUAAUUUUGAUUUCGACUCGUUUUUGAAUAAUGACCAGGCGGAUGGGGGGUUGGGGUUUGAUGCGAAUUUCGCUUUUGGCGGGGCAGGGGGGGAUGGGGGGGUGGGG
Messenger RNA from Baudoinia panamericana UAMH 10762, 1997 nucleotides. RefSeq lists its product as uncharacterized. Bases 109 to 1794 code for a protein of 561 amino acids. The transcript has a single exon. Lineage: Eukaryota; Fungi; Ascomycota; Dothideomycetes; Mycosphaerellales; Teratosphaeriaceae. The record is from RefSeq and is a predicted model, not a curated record.